AUGCAAACACUCGUUGGUCAAUACCAGCAAGUUGUAUGGUCGUGGCGUCAGCUUCCACGAAUGACGUCCGUGCUGGACGUGGAGCAGCGCAGUCACGAAAUGCUUGUUAUGUGGACUGCAUUUUGCCUCGUUCAUCAGAGAUGCGUGGGUGAGUUUACAUUAUGCGCGCAGUACAACAUCGCUCUGAAUUGGAAAGAUCUACGAGUGGCUGUACUCAAUAAUCGAGCAGCCAUUUCUGCUCUUCGAUGUGUCGCACGAUACAUUCGCAGGUGGAAUGUUACUACUAUGCGACCUCCGCUAUUUCACUUGAGUAACCAAGCACCAACAUUUGACUUUGGCAGGAGGUUCGGUUUGAGUAGUACCAGCAUGCUUACCGUGUACAAUCGCGAAGUUGAGACAUGGGAAUCUUACGAAGUGAAACAGUGGGAGAAGAUUGAAAAGAAGAAGAGUGACGUUAUAAAAUAUCGAAGAGAGAUUGCAGAUUUAAACGAGAAUCUAGCGUUAAAACAGGCCUCGCUCACAACUGAGAGGUCCCGUUUACAGACAAGUUACGACUCGGAUGGAGAUAGACGAUACACCAGUCGUCUCAUGCGGCGUUUGAAUUCCGAGAUCGAUUACAUUUGCUCCACUAUCAAGAAAACCAAUGCAAAUUUGGAAGCAGCUCUUUUGGCCCCUCCAUAUCUGGUACGCCCACUUCCGCCCUCGCGGGACGACGCGAUUCAAGUGAUCUUUAUGCUGACCAUGCCGCGCCAUCUUGAAAUUAUGGGUAGCUUGUGCUUGACUGCUCAACGGUCCCUUGCUCCUUCCACUGUGACGUCUGAAAUGACAACUUUGCCGAAGCAAAACUCCACCACAUGGCAACAAUUCUACUACGAACGUGCACAAAAACGGAUGAUGACUGUGACCAGUGUGGUGUUCACAGCGAGUCCGAGUCCGUUCACGCUUCCAAGGACAUGGGGACCUACCAGUGUGGACGAUUUGUACAACCUCGCACAGUACAGAAUAGUCUGUGUAUGGAAUCCUACCUUAGGUGGCACAGUUCUAUCUUGGAGUGACGCGUUCGGUGCCAAAGUUGACCCUUUUGCUGCCACUGCAUCGAGCAUUAUCGAUAGCUAUAUCGAGAAGAUGCCGCAGUCACUCAGGCAUUUUCAGUGGAUGAAUGCUUGGCCUGGUAUGGAACAUACUCGAGGAAACAUGGUAUACGCCAAGUUUAAUCGCCAACCCAAGAAUUCUGAUAAGAUGUCGUAUAUUGCGCUCGGUUCAUUGCGCGCGUUUCCUAAUCAGCAGUAUCGAAAACUGCAGUGGGCUUUACUUGAUGAUGUUUUGCCGUGGUCGAACUGCUGCGCGGCGAUCAUCGUGCGGCAGUCAAUUUACCAAGUAGGUGCGCUUACUGACGAAUUGCUCCCUCGGCUGCUUUGGAAGUCUGACAUGUUCGAUGGACACAACGGCCUGACCACGUUCUGCGCGACGCUAAUGAACAUUGCACGGAAGUUGAAACAGACUCCUCGCGACUUUGAAUCUGUCCCGCUUCUGAGUGAGCUGGCAGGGUUUGCAGCGCAGUUUACGGAUGAGGCAAGAGGAAUUGUAAAAAUGUUUGCUGGAAUGGCGAGAAUCUGGGCGGAAAACGCCUGUUCAGAAUGCAGAGAGAAAUCGGCACCCAGCCGUAUGGCUGAGAUUCGUCAAAAAGAGUGUGUGCUGUAUGGUAUUGCACUGCUAGCCCGCAGCCUUGGACCGUGGGACAACGCAUCAGCUCAAGCAGUGUGCGAAAUAAUUGUGCUUUUCCGCACGUCAUUUCUUUGUGCCAGCAUUGAUCUGGAGUGUACUGAGCAGAUGCGUCGUACAGAGAAUAUGAUUGCAGAAGUAAUGUCUCGCAGAAUAUUUGAGAUUGUGGCUUACGUAAAAGCUCAUGGUAUUGACCAUGCGCUUACCGACUUAGUGCGUUUGGUAAGCGCGACGGCCCCUGGACGAUUGGAAUGGAAGGAGUUUUGUGAGCUCUCGCUUGCGAAGGGGCAAUUUGGCAGCUGCUUCGAAGCAACUGAUGGGGAGACAAAUGUGCAUUAUUCAAUCAACCUUUUCACGGGUCUCGUUCUAACCGAUGGUCACGCUCCUGGAGGUCUUCCAUCCGACAUUCGUCAGCACGAGAGCUUCCGGACUUUGUUCGGCCACUGCAAUUUCAAAGUCCUCACUUCGAAUGGCGUGUUUCGAAGCGAGCGGAAGUAUCAUGAUCGUUUAUACGACUUCGCACUCGAAGAUGGAGAGUUGCAUGUUCAAGAGCUGACAUCUGAUACUUCGGGUGACAUUAUCAUGACGCUACAGUUGUGUUCCAGUAGUUGGGUGAAAACUCUGACCAAUCAGUUUCCAGCUCGUUUGCAGAGUCUGUAUUCGCACUGGUAUUGGGCGGAAAAGCACUGUGUUCUCUUUUGUCCGAAAGAGGCAAAGUGUCGAGACGUGUUAUUCAUUGCCAAAGUUGACGAAGAUGGUUUAAUGCAAUGCUAUAGAGUACCGGUCAGCGACACGACGCGGCCUUAUGGCGAACUGAUGGAAAAUCUCGAUGUGUACGACCGUUUUCUCCGCAAAGAGAAAUUGCUUCUCACCGUGUUUGACGUGCUGGUGAAGUUCGAAGAAGCACGGUUUCUUCAUCCGCUAAAAUCACCUGAUGGAGUAGUACGCAUUGAGCUGCCUCGAUUCAAGCUGUCAUUCUAUCUGAAUGGCAUCUCGCAGUUUGAAUCGGUGGAGCACAAAGGCUAUAUUCUAGCGACAAAUCAGCAGUUUGACGAUUUUCUGCCAAGGUUUCAGCGAUACUUGGUGUUAAUGUUGAAAGACAGCUCCGACACAUCUCGACCAGAACUUCGCUUGCUACUUCCGGUAGGUGUUGUGAAGGAAGCAGCUGAUGGCGUGGUCGAUAUCACAAUUUGUGGCGAGGCAAGUAGGGUUAUGGACGUGGCAUGCUACGACAUCCACCGCCGAUUGAAGACAUUUGAGACCGAGACCAUUUAUGCAAGACUACAGUUUGCUGCUAUCUGUGCCCGAGCUGGAACGGACGUGCCGAGCAAGCGAUUGGGUAUGACCGGAUCAGAGGCAGCGAUACAAAUUUUACGAGCAUGCAGGUCGAGUCGACCAUUUUCGGGCGCGGAAAACGAAGCUUUAUUGUCGAUAUACAGGUUGAGCUACCGUGAGCCAGCGGUAAAGAUCUUGGUUUUGGCGUUACGCACAGACGCUAACCGCCUCGCGUUUCUCUUCGGGCAAACGCAUACAAUCGCUCCGGCGAUGGAAAGUACCGAUGAGAAAACGGAGUAUGCGAACAUGUGUUCGAACCAAGUCCAGCGUAAUCCUUUGCGAUCGCAAUUGCGAAGCAAUGAAGAGGGGCGCAUUCUUGGUCAUGUGCAACACUCGUCGGUAUCUUUUUCAGUAGAAGAAGCAAUCACGUGUGACUCAUCCUCAGUAGCUGACGACUACGUUAGGUCUAUCGAAAAACGCCUUGGACUUUUUCUUCGGAAGGACACUAGCAAAGUGAAACAUAUUCCAACAUUUCCACUGGAUUGCAAUUCCGCAAACGCCAUGGGCACAGGGAUGUUGGAUGAAUUGAAAUCGAGCUGGGAUAGCUACCACUCGCAAAGCGAAGCACGGCUGAAGGCUGAGCCAGCUGUGUUACUUGACGCAUUUGAGACGGUUCUGCAAGAAGUAUCAUCUCAUCGUAUCGAGAUGGAAACUUGUGUACGGGACUGCGUUACGAAAGCGAGAAGCAGCACCUAUGACCGCCUUUUGAGGCUUGCAAACUUCUUGCCGUUGCUUACUGUAAGUGAUAUUGUCCGCUGUGGGUUUGAUGGAGCUACUCUGCACACACUGGCGCCGAAGUUGAGUGAAACAUCGAGAGAACUGGUAACGAAAGAUGUAUUCAAUUACAUGGAAUUAUGCGUACUCGAAGAUAAGGUGAAGAGGCUUAUCUGGAUGGCGAGGCGUAGUGGUGAGGUCUCGAACAUCAUCAUGAUUGAUGAGCUAAUGAACACGCGCCAGUGGCGGUCGGCGGAACAUCCAUACUGGUUGGCGUUCGAAGUGGAAGGUAGACUCCAGAUUCGACAUGAGCAAUUUGUGAUCGCUCGCCACCUCAUCGAUCGCCCAGGGACAGUUUGCCAGCUCAACAUGGGGCGUGGUAAGACCCGAGUGAUCCUACCCAUGCUUUUUCUGUAUUUCGCUCAAAAUCGCUCUUCACGUGUCAUCCGUGCCCAUUUCCUAAGUCCAUUGCUGAGCGAAGCUCGGCAAUUCAUGCAUCGGUAUUUGUCGGCAACUGGCGCUUGCCUAGACGUGUUUGAACAGCCGUUCCACCGAAAGGUUGACCUGGAUCUGCGUAGGCUUGAGUUUGUCCGUGACACACUUGCAGAAUUAAAGCGUUCGGGUGGUAUUCAAGUGGUAGCUCCGGAACAUCGCAUGUCACUUGAGCUCAAACGCCUGGAAUUGGGUAAUGAUGGUCCUGCGGUGGAGGUACUCGAUGCAAUCCUUGAUAGUAACCAAUUUGUCGAUGUUCUUGAUGAGUGUGAUGCAAUACUCCAUCACAAGUAUCAUUUGGUGUAUGCGGUCGGUACACCGAUUCCUCUUGGUAGUGGAAUAGAACGGUGGACGGUCACAGAAGCUGUACUGCGAGUUGUGGCGAACCAAACAGCCAGUUCUCGCGUCCGUAAGGUGCUACAAGCUGCACAUGUUUCCUGCUUUUCCCCAGACUACGUCACCCGCUUGGGUUCAUACGACGGUACUCGGCUGAACACUCUUGUGGAAAGCACGAAACUCAUGCGCCAUAAACUCAAAGAGGCCUUAGUGCUGGAUCUCAUCGACGAAGCUCCAUUUGAACUGAUGUGGCUAAAUACUUUUGGUGGCAAUGCUGCACGACCACCAAUUGUCACGGCUAUUACUGAUUCGACCGUAAGUCUACAGGAAGCUCUUGGCGACGGCUUGGCAAAAAUUACGCCUUUCGUAGCUCAAUUACUGGCGAUGAGAGGACUCGUGGCAUUCGGAGUGCUCGAGCAUUGCUUGGAGAAACGCUAUCGAGUCGACUUUGGACUUCCAGUUUGUGGUACACGGCAAAAAAAGGUUGCCAUUCCGUUUCGUGCUGCGGAUGUUCCAUCGGAACGGUCAGAAUUCAGCCACCCUGACGUUUGUAUCGUGCUCACUCUGCUUGGAUAUUACCACGGCGGCCUGACAAAGGAGGAGGUCCGAGAUGCGUUCAAGGUGCUGUUGCGCUUGGACAUCUCGGAGCAAGAGCAUCAGUACGAUCGAUGGUUUGUCAGCGUCGAGCCGGGAUUGACUGACACUGAUCGGAUGGCUCUGUGCAACGUGCGCCAUAUUAGUCUUGCCGACAGCCGACAAUUCGAGACGUUGUGUCGAGUCUACAAGUACUGCAUGGAGGCGAUAAAUUUCUAUUUGAACACAUGUGUGUUUCCCAACGAUACGCAGCAGUAUCCGCAACGAUUGUCCCGAACAGCGUGGAAUCUUGCAGCAGGAGACAGUACGAUCGGAUUCUCCGGCACGAACGAUAAUCACCGUUUGCUCCCACUUUCGGUGGCGCAACGAGAGCCAAAUGAGCCGUCAUUGCUGGGCACGAACGGAAAGAUGAUCGACACGAUCAUGCGGGUGACACACAGUUACGAGGUGAUCAAUCCCAGUCCGAGACGCGGACUAAUACCAUGGCAGAGUGUGCUUUUAUUCGCCAUCGACAAGACAGCACAAGCUCUUAUCGAUACUGGCGCGCUUCUUGCAGGCGUUGUAAACAGUGAUGCAGCAAAAUUUCUUCUGGAACAACCUGACUUUGCGUUUGCUGGCGUAACAUUCUAUGACAGCAGGAAAGAGCACAACUGCUGGAUGAUCGCUGAGAAGACUCGACAAAUCGUCAUGCCAUUGGAGCAAGCGCCGAUGCAUGAGAAGGAAACGUUUGUCAUUUUUGACGAAGCGCGCUCGCGAGGGUCGGAUCGAAAACUAAGUCACAACGCUUCCGCAUUAAUAACUUUGGGGCCGAAACUUGCAAAAGAUAAACUGAUGCAAGGUGCAGGACGAAUGAGGCAACUUGGAUGCAAUCAGACGCUGUGGAUCGCUAGUUUUGAUGAAGUCGCGCAGAGCGUCCUUCAAACGAGUGGAAAACGAGCACUUUCACGUGUGUCUGUAAUCGAUGUGCUGAAUUGGGUGAUGGACAACACGAAAGCGGAGGCAGUGCGUGGAUUGCUUGACUGGGCAGGAAAUGGUAUCCAUUUUCGGAAGACGCAGCUAAACCCGAACAAAGAGUUGGUUGAUGAGAACUGGUCGUUGGAGACGAUGUACCAAGAAAAGCUACAUGUGGAUAAAAUUGCGAAGAUCAUUGACUCGAAGGCGCACCUCGAUUCCAAGCUCUCUGCGGAUGCGGUGGUCGACGAAAUUUGUUGCAGGGGAUUUGUGUACGGACUCGACGAUGAAGUGUGUGUGACUUCACACACCGACGAGUGCGAACGAGAGCUCCAGAUCGAGGAAGAGAUAAUUCAGGAGCGAGAAGUUGAAGUGAUGAAGUGCGUUCCGGUCGAGGAGAAGGUUUGGAAGUACGAGAAGAUUUUGUGUGCCAGGUCAGUGAAAGACCUUAACGGAGUUGUGCAGGUGGUGGAGAUGACAGAUUUUAUCCGUCAAUCGGUCAUACCGAAGGAGAUGGCGAGUCUGGCUUGGUCGAGUUCGCGGAUCUUUGGCACUGUGAACUUUUUUACAACAAUCGGAACGUGUAACACACAGACGAGCGUGAAGCAAAUGAACGCAUUUCUGCGGAUGAUUGAUGUCGUACUGGUGUUUCGAAACGGUCAAGUUCUCUUGUUGUCUGAGUGUGAAGCUGAUCACAUACUUGAGCUGCUCUGGUCUGCCCGUGGAAGAAAGCACUGUGACUUCAGGUUUAUCAAUCUCGCUUUUGCACGCGAAAGCCUUGCUCGUGGCGGGACAAUCACCAAGUUCCGUGAUGUUCACCUGGCACUUGGACAGCAACUGGACCAAGAACUACCGCUACUGUCGACGAUUGCUUGUCACGUGUUCAAUGGCGAAACGAUGAUGGCAAAGGAACAGCGAGCGAAAGUGGAGCAAGCAUUCCGCGACCUGCUUCGUCCACUGGCGCAGCGAGAAACGACGCUGAGCAAUUUCGUGACGUCGCGAGGUAAUAGCCACAAGUGGAUGCGUUCGUUUCUGCACGAACUUUGCCGCCGGAUGGAUCUCGAGUAUUGCACCCAAGGAUGA
Molecule: messenger RNA, 7227 nt
Organism: Peronospora matthiolae
Lineage: Eukaryota; Oomycota; Peronosporomycetes; Peronosporales; Peronosporaceae
Source: the annotation of a GenBank genome assembly